Penicillium odoratum is the source of this 1032-nucleotide messenger RNA. RefSeq lists its product as uncharacterized. The transcript has 2 exons. NCBI's taxonomy places the organism in Eukaryota, Fungi, Ascomycota, Eurotiomycetes, Eurotiales, Aspergillaceae. The record is from RefSeq and is a predicted model, not a curated record. Bases 1 to 1032 code for a protein of 343 amino acids.
AUGCCAAAGCUGGCUUCGCCUUUUCUACACCUUAAGGUUCCAACCUUGAGCACGGCGGGCCGUAGCUUUGCAUCUUCACGACUGUGUCGACUUGCCCAAGCGCGACAUGGUAUCUUGAAAGAGCCUUGGUUACCUCCGCACUCGACCGCACCUCUCCUAACAACAUAUUUCUCCCCAACUCAAGUACAAAGAGAAAUCAACGGACUAGAGACAGGUCCACAGAGAGGCGACCAUAAACCGCCAGAUGAACGGGUAUUGAAACUCGGAAAGACUCUACGAACACUUUCUCCUCUUCUUCCUACAAUAUUGUAUAAUACCCUUCCUGCGAAAAUUCUAUCUCCGAGCGUCAACCUCCACCUCUUUCCAUCGACACACCCACACCUCCCCACUGUCAAAGGACGCACCCUAUACCGCGCUGCGCUGUGGACCGUUCCGGUAGCAUGGAGCAGUAUCCCAUUAUUAGGGAAUGUCAAGCUGCAGAUCCUCAGCGAGCGCAUCGUGCGCGCAGGCACAGUCCUUGACCCAGAGCGCGCAGAGAAUCACGAGUGCGGCGAUGAGCGGUUAGUCGUACGAUGGAAAACUGAGCCUCGAACCGACAGCCUGCCAUUCCACGACUCACAAAGGGAGGCUUUUACCGGGAGACGACAAAACAAUCCGAGUUCCACGCAAACCUCUGUGGGCGCAAGAACGACUCAGCCGUCACCCACACAUGGCGAUGCAUCAUCACCCUCGAAGAGCAGCGCAAAUAAGGGACUGAGUGUAUUGCUUGGCGGCGAGGAGCCGAUCUUCAAGCUCUCCAAAGAAGAGCAAUUUACCGGGUUAUUCAUUUUCUCGUUUGACGAGGAAGGGCGUAUCUUGACGCAUACGAUUGAACAUGCCGACGAGGCGAAUGGAUGGGAUCGCACCGCUAAGUUUGUGACAUUAACAGACUGGUUGAUUGGCAAGGCGCGCGGAUCGCUGGAUCCGAUACCCAAUCCUGGACUAAUUAUGGAGUCUUGCGAGGAUUAUCGGCGACGACUUGAGUCCUCUUAA